AUUAUGAAUAUUUUAUGACCAUUUAGAAAGCUAACUAACCAAAAAUAGUAAUGAUGUGUUAUGAUCGCAGAUAGGAGGGAUAGAUAGUUGUUUAUUACUAUGGUAAAAAAAAAAUAUAGUGAUCAUAAAACAUAAUCCACUCAGGACAUAGUUAUUGCAUUACAAGAAUUGUACCAACCAGUAAGUACUAAACCGUGUUCCAUCUUAUGAAAAGCGCGCAUGAGUGAAACCAACUUAUUUUAACUGCAAUAAUACUACUAACAACAGCUAACUAUUAAGCUAUGCUAUAAUCAAUUACAAUCAUUUUCAUACUGUCCUCAAUAUAAUAAUAAUGUAAUUACUCAUCUACAUGUUGAUGUAAUCGGUUUUACGCUACCAAUUAAUAUCAGAAUAGGUUUUGUGGAUAUUUUAGAAAUUUCACAGGUUGAAUUCAUGAGUCAAUUGAAGCUAGACCACCAUGACAAACCUGGAAGCACUGGAAGGCCGUUUCGUCUCUGUAUGGGACUCCACAGCAGUGCGCAUCCACGACCCCGCUUCGAGGGAUUCGAACCCAGGACCAAUCAGUCUCGCGCCAGGCGCUUAACCAACUAGACCACUGAGCCGGCAUCCAACGGUGUUAAUGUCUAACUUCAGCCAAUCCACGAAGUUGCGCCACCAUACACCAUUGUCUUCGGUGAGUUCCUAUCACACAACAGACCUGGUUGAACUCUACUGGUAAGGACUUCACACUAGAACUCCAGGAUUAUCUCCUGGAGUCAGUCACUAGUGAGCAGGUGAUACCGAUUAAGUUGUAUGGGAACUAGUGACAUCACUCGGAACUAAUUUUAGUGGGAGAUAUGGGGGUUAGAACCUUAGCGAUAAUAUACACGUAUAUAUAAUGUGUUGUGUAAGGGUGUUUAAUUUAUUGAGGUAUCAUAACGGAAAAACACAAAGAUACAAAAUAAUUAAAUCUUUCGUUAAAAGAUGUUAUUGAAAUUAAAUUAACUUGUGAAACAUAACUAAUAAUGACGAGAAUCUCUUGUAUCACUAUUCUUUCUUUCAUUAUUCAUAAACCAUUGGAAUAGUAGAAAUUAUGUAUAUAAUAGUGUAGUAUAUACAAACAUGACUUAAAACUAGUUUAUUUUCUAAUAUGAUAAUUGUGACAAACAAUCGUGAAAAAAGUAGUACAUAUAAGUAUAAACAACAAAUCAUUGUAAAUAAUUCCAUGGAAUUAAUUUACAGCAAGAAAUCACUUUAGCCCGAUAAGUUCAGUCAUUUGGUAUCUAUAUGAAUAAGGAAGAUGCGCUAAUUAAUGUCAAACUUUUCUCAGUGUCGAUAAAAAUCAAUAGGUAAUGUUAAGUAUUUGCCGAAUACAAGUUCAUAUUUGGGGGGAUAUUUUGUAUGAAGGUUAAUAAUACUACUGGGCUACUAUAACUGUAUAGUAGAGGAGGAUGGUUAGAAUUUAAAACCUAUUGAUUAAUAACCGAGUGUUUGGAUCAUUAAGUUAUCGCUUCAACUUAAUUGGUAGUUUUUUCAAACAGUUCAUCCCAACUCAGCUUAUCUGAAGUGAGAGAAAUUAUGAAUUGAAACACAAAAAAUAUAUUUUAAGAUAAAGAAGAAAACUGAAACGAGAACACAAAUGUUAACGUAAAAAUUACAAAAUGAAUUUCUAGCAUACACAAUGUUAUCAUCUGGUGAGAAACAUUUCACCAUCUUAUAUAAAUGUCCACCAAUAUUGUUACUAACAGAUAAACUAGUCUUAUUGUUCAACCUUUCAGAAUAAGAUACUAUUUAAAAAGAGAUAAUUCGUUAACAAAUGCACAUGCACAUACACACACACACGAAAAGAAAAAACGAUACAAUUUCGGAAUUUCAAAUUUCAUUUUUUCAUAGCUCACACAAAAAACGGUAAUAUCAUCUGCAAAACAACAUGUGCAUAUCUAAUUUUUGAUAAAGAAAAAAGAAAAUUUUUUUUUCCAAAAAAAAGGAAUAUUCUUAGUGUGACUACACCUGAUUUGUGAAAUUUCGACUGUGAUACCGAAAUUUUCACAGUGAAUGUAAAAAAAAGAACAUUAACAGGGGGUUUUUUAUUGGUAUUUUUAAAGCGGGAAUUGUAGUGAUUGAUAUAAACGUGUAUAAAAAAAUAGAGUGAAAAACUAUCUUCUUUAGAAAUUAUUGCACAUAGAGUCAAAUGAUUCAAUAGAUUAUUCACAAGAAAGAAUGAUCAAUCGAUGCUUAGAGAAUUAAAUUACAGCCUGUCUCUAUUCAAAUUAGAUAAUCUAGAUAUAGACACAAUGUGUAAUAACAUGUUAAGCUUCAUAUUGACAACCAUUGUAGUGAUCAAUACUGAAAGAGUUGAGAUGAUUAACGCUUUCCAUUAUAAAUGGCAUACUUAUAUGCUAUUAAACCCUUCAGAGUGGAAAUAUUGACCAAAGAGAAUAUUCGAAAAUAUUCAAUAUGAUACUACUCUGUAUAUAAAGUAAUAUAUUCAACUUCGUAUAUAGAAUUCUAUGAAAUUGAUGUACAUAAUAUAUAAAAAUGCAAAUCGAAAAACAGUAUUCAAGACUGGAAUGAACUGUGAUCAUCUAUACAACACAAUAUGGAACCGAAACUAAGAUCUCCAGACUAUGCAGUGAGGAAAACACCUUCAGAUAACUAUGACAAGAGUUCAUGUUCUAAACUUCAAGCGAUUUGUGAUAUUACACAACCUAGUAUAAUCUAAGCAGCUAGUUAUCAUAUCAUCGAAAUCCAAUAAUAUAUUUUUUAUCAUUUAUCUCAGUUAUUUUACACCUGAAUAAAUUCUACAAAGUAAUACCGUCAACAAUAUCCUAUUACAUAAACGGAUGCUGAAUAAUUCUUAAUUCAAAUGUCAAUAAACUCUAGUUACUGAUUUUACAUUGACCUGUAAUCAAUAUUAAUUUGCUUUAUAUUAGAGCGUCGUGAAAAUAUAUACUCCAUGAACGAUUCUCAAGCAAACAUCAAUCAAUACAAACAGUCAGUCAGUCAGCUACAACGUAGGACCAGGCACACAUGUGCAUCGGUCCAAGUUGCCAUACCUCAUUAACACAACAAGAUUAACAAGAACUCAUAGAAGUAGCUAAUUAAUUGGUGGUAAUACAUAAAGGAAAGAUUGCAUAUAAGGACAUAGUACAGAAAGAAAGAAUUAGUUCGUAGAAAGAAAGAUAUAUAGCGAUUUUAAUCUCAUAGAUUAAAGGAAGACAGAAAGUGUCAUACACCUACGCCAUUGUGAUUGAUUCUCAGCCAUAUCACGCAGGGUCUCCAACCAUUGGUUACAAUAGUCACGCGAAACACAACCACGUAGUCUUCAUCUACCAACAUGGCUCAGAGCAGAAGUUAGUGACUUCGAGCACUGAUGCCACGUUUUGAUUUGGCCGCUCCUAACUUUCUUCCAACCAUAUCCAACACUAGUCAGCAUUGCGCGUCGUAGUAAUCGGUGUUCAGGCAUACGUAACACGUGACCCAACUAUCUUAGUCGAUGAGGGUUCACAACCUCAUGAACUGAUUUACCGUCAUUCCCUAAUACCCUGCGUCUAACCUCACUAUUUUUUUUGCCCCCCGAAUGCCCUGGUACGGCCGAGAGUGGGGAGAGUCCGCUCUCCCUCUCGAAAUACUCUCACACGGCCACGCGUAUACAGCCUCUGCCAGGGAAGUCCUACUCAUUGCCUUCUCGUGGCGGGGGUGUUGUUUACGAAAACGAGAGGACGAAAAGUGAAUGUCCGGCGCUUUAACCGGAUUUCAAACCAAUGGUGCACAUGGGCUCCAGUAUCCUGUGGGAACAAAUGGCGUAUGAACCAAUUGUUGGUCACCGGCUUCCAUGGGAUUGCAUCUCCUUACGAUGCUCCACUGCCUUGUGGGUUAGACCUUUAGGUCAAAGGCUCGGGGAGUGGCCCCCUAAGAUAACCACCUGCUUCGGUUUGGGCACCCGGGCAGUAUCACAGCCCACACACAAAUGAUGAACUCUUUAUGUCUGGAAAUUACUUUUCUCGCUUCGAAAAACAACCAAUUGAUUCAAAUUAUUAUCAUUACAAUUAUUGUCAUUAAUAAUACUAUUAUUAUUAUUACUAUUAUUGUCAUUAUUAUUAUUAUUAUUUUCCACAUUAUUCACCCUCUUUUAUACUUAUACAGCGGCUCGUCUUUGGUGGAAAUUCGACUAUAUCUAAACGUUCUCGAGUCACUGUCCGGUUGAGAAUUGUAUGUUACCACCGAAUACGAGAACUGAAGCAGUUUUUCUGAAACCACGUGCACCAUUCAAAGUGGCUGCCUUCAACGUUCGCACAUUUAUGCAGGUCAGACAACAGAUAGGGCUGGCUAUGACUUUGGAAAGUCUUGAUAUUGAUGUUUGUUGUCUAUCCGAGACCCGUAUUCAAGACUCUGGCGAAGUACUACAAAUUCGCUCUCUAUCUGUCGCUUCGAAAAGCUUGUCUGACGUGCGUUUAUCCGGGGACCCUGUGGCAUCUUCGUCUGGUCUUGCUGGCGUUGGUGUCGCACUAAGUGUUAGAGAUGAGGCAGCACUAAUCGAUUAGAUCCCCAUUAACAACCGGUUGGUUAUUUGCUGUUAGAUUAGAAAGUUCCAUCAAAGUGAGAAGAAAUCGGCGUGAGAAACGAUGUCUUUUCGUCAUCUCCGCCUAUGCCCCGACAGAUUGCAGCCCGGAUGCAAUCAAGGUUGAGUUUUACCACCAGUUAUCUGUUCUUCUCCAGAAAGUGCGUUCGACAGAUAUUGUAGUACUAGCCGGAGACUUGAAUGCUCAGGUCGGGCGUCU
Molecule: messenger RNA, 4760 nt
Organism: Schistosoma haematobium
Lineage: Eukaryota; Metazoa; Platyhelminthes; Trematoda; Strigeidida; Schistosomatidae
Exons: 2
Coding region: 4194-4523 (109 amino acids)
Source: RefSeq, a predicted model, not a curated record